This is a messenger RNA of Gloeophyllum trabeum ATCC 11539, 969 nucleotides long. RefSeq lists its product as uncharacterized. NCBI's taxonomy places the organism in Eukaryota, Fungi, Basidiomycota, Agaricomycetes, Gloeophyllales, Gloeophyllaceae. The transcript has 10 exons. The record is from RefSeq and is a predicted model, not a curated record. Bases 1 to 969 code for a protein of 322 amino acids.
AUGCUGCUGACUUUCUGCCCCCGCUGGAUCACCUAUGAACACAUCUCCCACGGCCCCUCGCAUCUCGAUUCGGGCUGCGCCAUGCUCGCGCACCUGCGGCAUAACGAAAAACAGCCCAAGGACUCGCCUGAUCACUGGUGUGACCACGGCGCAUGCGCGGCACGCUCUCGCACAAGAAGCAGGUCGACCUUGAGCGUCCGUGCAAGGGCGCGAAGUGCACGAACAGGGACAUCAGGCCCGGCGGAACACAUCUCCCACGGCCCCUCGCAUCUCGAUUCGGGCUGCGCCAUGCUCGCGCACCUGCGGCAUAACGAAAAACAGCCCAAGGACUCGCCUGAUCACUGGUGUGACCACGGCGCAUGCGCGGCACGCUCUCGCACAAGAAGCAGGUCGACCUUGAGCGUCCGUGCAAGGGCGCGAAGUGCACGAACAGGGACAUCAGGCCCGGCGGCAACUACGACAUGGCUUGAGCAACUACGACAUGGCUUGAGCAACGAAGAGGACGAGUACAAGGAGAGUUUCCUGUGCGAGGUGCCCAUCAAGGACAUCUCCCCAGAAGAGCGAAGCCCCCGAGAUGCAGCGCCUGCAGCUCUUCGCGUGGCAGUCGCAGAACCGCAGCCGCAAGGGGCACCUCGACGCGAACACGACCGCGCGGCGAGCUCCUGCACGAGGAUUAUCAAGAAGAAGGCGCUCAAGGGCAUGGCGAAGAACAGCAUCCUGAUACCUCGAGGUGCCGAACUAGCCGCUGCAGGGCCAGACGGAGGAGGACAUCGAGUACUCCUGCACAGGUGCAGGGCAAACUGCGAUCUGCGCUCUAGCAUUGCAAUGGCCAGGUGCAUAACGAGGCGUUCGAGUGUUGCGAGACGUGCAAUCUAUUGUCUGCAGAUGGGCACGUAUCCUCCAGAUCAACUGGAUCACUGGAACCAGUCUGCCGGUGCCCAUCUCAUCUGGACCAACGAAGCGAGCUGA